UUUUCGUCCCGUCCGCGCGAGUCAUAUUUUGAAGUGCUUCAAUUUUUUUAGCAAAUUUCCUCUCAAAAGUUCUAUCGGCUUGUUCAAAUAUCGUUCCAAAGAACAAGUGCAGCUCAUCUUCCAUCGCCCGUGCCACUGUAAUGUCCGAUUGCGAGGAUUCUUUCGAGGAAAAGCUUCGCAAGUUUCGCCUGAACAAAGAGUCUAAUCCAGUGGAAAGCAAAACCGAACAUCAACCCGAACCGGACAUGAGCUACCGAUCCAGAGGCGGAGGCGGACCGAGCCGCGGAGGUCGUGGCGGUCGUGGUAAUUUGCGAGGCAAGCAGAUCGGCCUGUACUACGCGAACAAGAAUCGUGGGAGAAAUCGGGACGAGGAUGGCGAAGACGGACAGUGGAGAAGUGGCAAGGAUCUUCAGCGGAACAAGAACCGCGAGCGGAUGGCGUACGAGGGUGGGGAUGGGGGAAGGGAUGCGAACCGGUUUCGGAGGUUUGGGGAUGAGCGGGACGAUCAGGUGGUGACGGGGAGAGAUCGGCCACCGCCGGGGUUGCGGGGAAGGGCGCUCGGGUUGUACUAUCGGGAUCGGAACUCGGCAAAGAAUCGCGAGCGGGAGAAGCGAAAGGCGGUUGAUAUUACGAUUCCGCGGUGGCAGAUUUUGGAGAUUCGGAAGUAUUUGAACUUGGAGGAUGGUGGUGGGGGGAAGGUGGAUUUCUUCAGACACUUUGUGCAGAACGAUGAGAUUGAUUCGGUGUUUAAGAAUGAGUAUUUGAAGGUGAUUAGCAAAAGUUUGGAUCAGAUUUUGAGGGAGGAAUCGGUGAAGGAGGAGGAUAUGCUGGAACAGUGGCAGCUGGAUGCGAAGGAGACACUGAAUGCGGAUCUGUACGAUGAGUAUUUGAGGAAGGAGAAGUUAGGGGUGAUGAGGGAAGUUCGCGAGCGACUUCCGGCGUUUGGUUCACAGCGGGAGAUUCUGCAGAUGAUCGACAGGCAUCAGGUCAUCUUGGUUAAGGGUGAGACUGGAAGUGGUAAAACGACGCAGAUUCCGCAGUUUAUCCUGGAUCAGGCGAUGUCUAAGCGAAGGGGUGCCGAUUGUCGGAUAAUUUGUACGCAGCCGAGGCGAAUUUCGGCGAUCACGCUUUCGGAGAGAGUUGCAGCGGAGCGUGGUGAACAGCUUGGGGACUCGGUUGGUUAUCAGAUCAGGUUGGAUGCGAAGAAGCCGCGAUCGGCUGGAGCGAGUAUCGUGUUCUGCACGACGGGAAUUGUUCUUUCGAUCAUGCAAAGCGAUCCCUGCUUGAAGGAGUACUCGCACUUGAUUCUGGACGAAAUUCACGAACGAGACGUUAUCACGGAUCUUCUGUUGGGGAUCGUCAAGAAGAUUCUACCGUUCCGAAAGGAUUUGAAGAUCAUUUUGAUGAGUGCAACGCUAACGGCAGAGACGUUCUCUCGAUACUUCAACGACUGUCCAACGGUUGAAAUCCCUGGUUUGACGUUCCCCGUUGAGGAGUUCUACCUCGAAGAUAUUAUAUCGGAGAUAAACUUCCACGGAUUUAACCCGGGACCGAAGAAGCCCAACUACCGCGAUCGUCAAAUGCUGCAGUUCUUCGACAUGAUCGAUCCGUACAUCCAAACAAUCCGCGGUCAAUACCCGGCCAAAGUGCUCCAAACCAUCGCCAACCCGCUGAGCGAGUCUAGUCAGAACGAUCUGAUAACGGAGCUGAUCUACCACAUCUCAGCCACCAAACCAGACGGAGCGAUCCUCGUGUUCUUACCCAGUCUAGCGCAAAUCUCCGACGUCCAAAAGCUUCUCUCCGCACAUCGCGAUCUGUCCCGCAUGUCCACCCUUAUCUACCCACUCCACUCGAAAGUCCCCCAACUCGACCAAAAAGCGGUCUUCUCGCGACCCCAAAAGGGCACCCGCAAGAUCAUCCUCGCAACCAACAUUGCCGAAACGUCGAUCACAAUCGACGACGUGGUGUUUGUGGUCAACGCCGGUCGCCACAAGAUCAACAUGUUCGAGGAGGGCGUCUCAUCGCUGCGCGACGAAUGGAUCUCGAUCUCGAACGAAAUCCAGCGCAAGGGACGCGCGGGUCGUGUUCAGCCCGGGAUCUGCUACCAUCUGUACACGCGAGGACGGCGUAACGUGCUGCUUCAGAAUACACCGCCGGAGAUUCUGCGCGUUGCGCUGGACGAGGUCAUCUUGAACAUCAAGAUCCUCGGGUUGGGAGAGGCUCGGGCAUUUAUGAGUCAUCUGCUCGAUCGUCCGACGGACGACGUGAUCGAGACAUCGCUGGAGCUGCUUAACCGACUGAACGCGAUCGACGAUGAUCAGACGUUGACCCCGUUGGGGUACCAUUUGGCACGACUUCCGAUGGACCCGCGGACAGGGAAGAUGGUUCUGCUGUCGAGUAUCUUCAGCUGCGCCGACCCGAUCUCGUCGAUCGCGGCAAGUCUCUCGUUCAAGGACGCGUUCUACAAACCAUUCGGGAAGGAGAAGGAGGUCGGAAUGGUCAAGCGGAAGUUCGCCAAAGGUUACCACAGCGAUCAUCUGAUGUUGGCGAAUGUGAUUGAACAGUGGAAAGACCUAUCAGGUCGGGACGUUCAGCACUUUGCGUACAAGAACUUCCUGAACUUGGGCACGCUCAACCAGCUGUACAACAUGAAGCGCCAGUUCUGCGAGUACCUCUACUCGGCCAAGUUCCUCCAGAACGCCCAGGUUACGUCCAGGGCGAACAACCUCAACUCCCACAACGACAAGCUGCUGAAGGCGAUCAUCGGAGCCGGGCUGUACCCGAAUGUGGCGUUCGUGCGGAAGGUCAUCCGGAACCGGAACUCACCAGACGGGCGGUCCAUUUUAAAUAUCGAAGGACAGGGCAGGACCACAAUGCAUCCUUCGUCGGUCAACAGCACGUUGGCGGAUUUUGAGUCCAACUUCGUGGUGUACUACGACAAGCAGAAGAUCUCCGGCUCGGGACUGACCAUUUUCGACACGACGGUGGUGAAUCCGUUCCCGCUGUUCUUCUUCGGCGAUAACCACGUCGAGACGGAGGGCGCGUACGAGUUGAUCUCGAUCGCUGGGCACUACUGCCUCAAAUGCAACAAGGAAACGUACGAGCUAAUCCAGGACCUGCGCGCCGGCUUCAACCUCUUUCUCCAGAAGAAGAUCUGCAACCCGUCGCCGGUGGACUGGUCGUCGGACGAGGGCACGCUUCUGCGGGCAAUCAUCCAGCUAAUCACGAUCGAUGGGCGGUACGAGGACGGGUUCGACGACGACGGUGGCGACGACUUUGGGGGAGCUUCGUCCUCGGAGCAGCGGUGGUAAUCCGGAGGAGAUUAAAUUCGACCAGGAUGACGACUAUUUUGAUUACUUUGAGAACGAUGAUUUGCCGCCACCGUCGACGAGCAGCAGCAAACGAUAGAAGGCAAAGUCAAAGCUUAGCACUGGAAUGUAAUAAUAAUUUAUUUGAAUUUACAAAAA
This is a messenger RNA of Culex quinquefasciatus (southern house mosquito), 3467 nucleotides long. It is a transcript of the gene Rhau, whose product is annotated as ATP-dependent DNA/RNA helicase DHX36. Gene Ontology annotation, molecular function: DNA helicase activity; ATP binding; G-quadruplex RNA binding. NCBI's taxonomy places the organism in Eukaryota, Metazoa, Arthropoda, Insecta, Diptera, Culicidae. The record is from RefSeq and is a predicted model, not a curated record. The transcript is spliced from 4 exons. Gene Ontology annotation, cellular component: nucleus; intracellular anatomical structure; cytoplasm. The coding region runs from base 141 to 3311 and encodes 1056 amino acids.